CACUUCCUUUUCUACCCAUGUGUUCUUCCCCAUCUUCACAGUAGACAGAAGGCUGAUACCUCUGUGUCAGGCAGGCAUGAAGGCAGUUGCUGUAACUUUCUGUGUCCUCUGCUUCCAGUUUGAAGCCCUGUACGGAGUUGACAGCUGCUCAUCAUGCCUGUGCAAAAAUAUAGAUCAGCCCCAUGUCUCUGAUCCCCAGGUGAUGGUGGAAUUUGAAAAUGGAAACUUCAAUUUCACAUUCCCCAACCCCAAAAAUGUGAGCGAGUUCAGCAUGACCCUCUUCAAAGGGAGUGAAAAGAAGAAAAUCUGUGCACUCCAUUUGAGCGAAGAGAGAGUUAUCGCCAAGAGUAAUGUCAGCUAUUGUCAGACACAGAAUUCAAGAAGCAGCACCACUUUCAUUCUUAAAAAUCUGGAAAAAAAAGAUAUUGACAUUUAUACCUACUGCCUGGAGAUAUUCUUACCCCCUCCUUACAUAGAUUGCUGUCUAAGAGAAACCUAUUUGUACAUCCAAGAUAAGGAGGACUGCUUUUCACUAGGACUUGUGUCAUGGAUAAUUAUUGGCCUGAUCAUUUUUGCCAUUUCCUGUGUCUUCUGUGUUGUAGCCUGUUGCUUAAGGAACAAGAAUCAGAACUCCAACUCCCAUGAGUACAACAGUGAAUACAUGCCCAUGGCAGCAGUGAAUGCAGCUAAAAAACCAAGAAUCUGAGGUUGUGUUAAGUCUAGUUGUACUUGUACCUCUACUUGUGUCUGUUACAAGGCUUUCUCUGGGAGGGAAAGAACUGCUUGUUGUCUCUGCCAUUGAUUCUGGGUGGGUGGGUGACUGGGUGGGACUGUUACAAUAGCUUCUUAAUGGAGUUCAUGUUGCCACGUUGCAGGAAGACAAAAUUAAAAGCAAAAUCUCUGGAAACCUAUUGAGUCAUAACGGUGGGCUGUUUCCUAGAAAUGCCACCGCUUCACAUCUGUGCAAAGUACUGAUCUUAUGCAUGAGGAAGAGGUAUAAAACUGUUCUGUUCAGAUUCUUGAGAUGAUGCAUGGCACGCAAAAUCUCUGUGGUGAAGCGAUUCACUAGAUUUACUGAGUGUUACUGGCUAAGGGCAAAUAUUCUGCAGAGAACGAGGAACUUCCUAACUACUUAAGCCCUACAGAAGCUACUACAGAAGCAGAUUUGGAUACAGAACAGAAGCAGAAUUUGGACUGAUUCAGACAUAUGGUCUCCAUUACUAUUCUAGGUAUAAGUUGCUUGUGGUGUGAAAAUUUUGGAAGCGGAGUUUUCCAGCUACUAGAACCUGGACAAUGGGAAAUCAGCAUUUCUCCACCUUUCCCAACCUCCCUUAGCUCUUGUGAUGGCCCUGUACUCAGUCAUGUGACACCCACUGUAGUACUGUUCUGAGUUGUGUUUUGCUCUAGCCUUGUUCGUGAACUGGCACCCUGCCUGAUCCACUGACUCGGACAUGAAAUGAUAACAAUGUGUUAAAGAUGUCAGCUUUUAGUUGAAGAAAAUGUUAGAUUCCUGUAGUGCUGCUACAGAGAGAACUUCUAUUUUCUAGUCUCCUUUAUGAUAAACUUUCCACUGAGAACAACAAAAAAAUACUACCUCCAAAGCCAAUCCUUUGGUACAGCCAUACUGCCAUGUAUUGCACAUGCCCUUUUGUUAGGGUUAGUUUAGCAGGGGAACAAAACCUGAGAGAGUAUAGCAGAGACUUCUCUGUGACACACUACCUCAGGUUAUGUGCAUCUGCAUUUUUCAUAUUUGUGGUAUCAACACAUCUUUGCCAUUCACAUUUUGGGGCUCCUCUUAUUUAACUAAAUCCUGAAUGUUUUUACUAACAGAGGAAUAUAUUACAAGAUGAAUAUAUUGUAAGACUGCAAUUGCUCCUUAGCUCAGUUCAAACUUACAAGAUGUGUCCCUAAACUAGGAGGCACGAUCUCUCCUGUUGAUGUCUUGCAGCACAAACACAACACAGUCCUAUGGCCAGUAUAUUCAUGGACUCUGCAUUGCAAUUACCUUCCUCUUGUGGUUUGAUAUGAGACCUUUACAACUUCCCCAGUGGGUUUAAUGUUUACUUGACCUGCCUCAAAUUGCUCAGAACCUUCAGUAUGAACGAAAUGAUCAAUCCUUCAUGCUCCAUGUGAAAUCCAUCAAAACUCUGACCAUAAAUGACCAGCUAUGAAUCCAGCCUGCACAUCUUGCCAGAGACCUUUGGGCUGCUGGAACCAGAGCAGUACAAUGAUUCUGAACCUCUUUGUAAUACUUUAAAAUACCCAAAUAUUGGUCAGAGGACACUACUGAGAAAGAUACAUGGCCUGCUUGUCUGGAAAACAGAAGGCUGGUUUCAAAUUUGAUGGGGCAAAUGGGGACAAGGAGGAAAUAAGCUGGUACAUCAAGAACAGGGUUCUCCUCAAGAAACACCCGGACACCCUGAAGUACUGCAGAUAGAAGGUGCAAACUGCUAACUGUGACAUUAAGCAAAGGAAGAUGAGUAAAGCACCAAAUGUGGUGGGGAUUGCCAAUUGCACAGCCCUGCUCGGAUAACCAGCUCCUAGGCAGAGAUGGAGAGGGGAACCCUGGUGUGUUGGGUCACAUUACAUUCUCUCCCACCAUUCUUUGACAAAUUACCUGACCUCCCCAGCAAACUAAGCAUGCCUCUGUACAUCCAUAAAUACAUUGAUCUCACCAUUUUAAAAAAAAAUUCAUGAAAUUAUUGUGUUUGAAAAUUAUUGGUGAAUAUAUCUAACAUCUACUACCUAUGAGAAGAACUGGAUGCAAGAUCCUAUGUAAGAGUGGAGAGUCCUAUCCCCUAGAAUUUUUCACCAGACUGAGAAGGAAAUUCAAGAAAUUAAGAGUUUCUGAAAGAAGGAAAAACUUGAGGUUUGCCUUGGGGUGCUGCUGGAUAAAGGACAAAUGAUGAAGGUCUGAACAAGGCAGUUCAAAAUACAUACAUCCUGCACUGGAGAGAUAAAUGAUUUAUACUCAUUAUAACAAAGCUUGUGGAAGUCUCGGGUUCCAUUACUCCUUUCUUUUUGGAAAAAGAUAUAUUUUUUCUUAAUAAAACUUUUUUUUAUAAUGCUA
Messenger RNA from Corvus hawaiiensis (hawaiian crow), 3070 nucleotides. Its product is annotated as inducible T-cell costimulator-like. Bases 77 to 706 code for a protein of 209 amino acids. Lineage: Eukaryota; Metazoa; Chordata; Aves; Passeriformes; Corvidae. Gene Ontology annotation, biological process: cell-cell adhesion; T cell costimulation; T cell tolerance induction. The transcript has 5 exons. The record is from RefSeq and is a predicted model, not a curated record.